GGUUCUGUUAGGUGCAAAGAUGCCUCAUCCAGUAAAGGGAGUGGAAAGUCCGAAAUUUGAUGGCCGCAGACUUCCGCCUAUAAAGAAGGAUGACAGAAGGCCAAGUAUAAUGGAUAAAAAAGUGGAAAGACCAAAGUCACCACUAGAACUUCCCAAACAGGUGCAACCUCCUCUAGCUUCCCCUAGGACUAUUACACCUGGAAGCAAGGUUCCACUGAGUGGGAAGAUGGCCGAUCAAGCAAAGGGAUCAGAGAGAGCAAGAUCUGAGAGCCGCAAACUUCCGCCUAUAAAGAAGGUUGAUCGAAGGCCAAGUGUAAUGGUUCCAAAACCUCCAGCUGAUACCAAGCCAAAGAAAAGCCCUGGAAGGGCCCCUAGAAGACGUCGUCCAAGGAAGAAAAAGGUGGCUGAUCAAGCAAAAAGGCCAGAGAGCCCAAAGAGAGCAAGUGAACAAAUACCUGUUGUUCCAAAUAAUGAAGUGGACGGACGCUUAAUUGAACCUGCAGUGAAGGAGCCAAGUCCUUGUGAAAUGAUUAAAGUGGUUGAAACGGUCAAGGCACCUUCAGUGACUCCCAAGCCAGCCAAAGAAAUGUCCCUGGGAGGAAUAAUUCCACCAGCUGUUCAUGUUGAACCUUCUAUUAAGGAGGCAGAUGAACAAGAGAUGCAGGUUGGACCCCAGGAUCCUCCUGCAAUGGCGGAAAUAGCUGUCCCACAGAGAACUUUCGGUCCAAUUAAGGACUACGAAUUGAAAAAAUGGAUUGGACAAGGAGGUUUUGGAAAGGUGUGUCUUGCCGAGCACAAGGAAACGAGGACCAUGGUCGCCAUCAAAGUCAUAAAGAAAAUAGAGGUUUAUGAUACACGUGUGACGCCCAGCCUGGAGACAGAGAUCUCCACCCUAAAGUUGGCACAGAGGGAGAGGGUCCCGUUCCUGAUCUGGAAUUUCCAAUCGUUCCACACAGAGCACCAUGUACUUUUAGCCAUGGAAUUUGCCAGUGGAGGGGACUUGGCGUCCCAUUUGAAAGCCGGCCGACUCUCUUGUGAAAGAAUCUUAUUUUAUGCUGCCUGCAUUGUUCUCGGAGUGGAGUACUUGCACAAAAACAGCAUUGUCCACCGAGACCUGAAGCCACACAAUAUCCUGAUAGACAGCACUGGUUAUGCCAAACUCGCAGAUUUUGGCCUCUGCGUAAAAGUGCAUCGCCGUGAUGGCAGAGUAACGGGCCGCGGUGGAACUCGCCAUUACACGGCACCAGAAGUGUACAUCUAUAACUCCUAUGACAGAUCUGUGGAUUGGUGGUCCGUAGGGGUGAUCAUGUACGAAAUGGUGCUUAGGAAGCUGCCGUUUGUUGGAGCAACCAAAAAAGAUGUGGCCUAUAAUAUUAUGUUAUCAACCCCGAAAUAUCCCCCAGACAUGGAUAUUCCAACCAGAAGCCUCAUAGAGAGAUUCUUGAACAAAGAUGGUUCCAACCGCCUGGGAGGAUACCUAUAUGGCGCCAGGGAAGUAAAACAGCACAGUUACUUUAAGGCCAUAGACUGGAAAGCUCUUGCCAAUAAAAGGCUUCCAGCCCCAUUUAUUCCCGGCCCCUAUGAGGAAAGUACCACUAAGGUACCAGCACCGGUUGUUAUAACAACCUCCAAAAGUAGAGAGUCCAUUUCGGAUGACAUCCAAUCGGAAUUUGAGGAAGUUUUGAAGGCUGCGGAGUAAGAAUGAGAAA
Xenopus tropicalis (tropical clawed frog) is the source of this 1709-nucleotide messenger RNA. Its product is annotated as cAMP-dependent protein kinase catalytic subunit PRKX-like. The record is from RefSeq and is a predicted model, not a curated record. The transcript is spliced from 15 exons. Bases 20 to 1699 code for a protein of 559 amino acids. Gene Ontology annotation, molecular function: transferase activity; nucleotide binding; ATP binding. NCBI's taxonomy places the organism in Eukaryota, Metazoa, Chordata, Amphibia, Anura, Pipidae.